AACUUAAUAACACAACAGCUAUCCGUUUCAUUAAAGUAAGUCGUUGAAGAAAGGGAAAUGAAGCGGCUUUUGCUUUUAUUCGGGGUUGUGGCAUUGGCGCAAUGUGGCCCGGUGGAAGAAGAGACGGUGGGCCGUAUGCUGGCUGGAACCCUGACUAAUUGCCUGAAGAGUGAUGUGACCCUGUGUUUGAAGGAGCAAGCUCUAAAGGCAGCCGAACGUCUGAGGACCGUCAGAGAACUGCAACUCACUGAAAACAUCGCCAUCAUCAACAAUGGACCUAAAGAAGCUAGGAGCCUCGAACCCCUGUCUACAGAACUGGAAGCCAGAAGGGAACAGGUCACUCAGCGACUAUGGACCACUGCUGCAGAGCUUAUGGAAAACUCUGACGUAGAAUACAGCUUCGAUGAUGGAUCUGAGGACGAGGAAGAGUCCAGGGCUAUUGGAGAUGAAGCCCGCAGCAAGAAGAAGAAGGAGAAGAAGAAGAAGAUCAAGCUAGUCCUAGCAAUGGCAGUGCUUGCUAAAAUCAAGGUUAUCGCCCUAGUCGUAUUAUUCUUGGGAGUGAUGGCGGCAUCUCUGUUCAAGAUCGCCGCGAUUGUCAAGAUCGCGUUCUUGGCAAAGAUCUUUGCGCUGAUCAAGGCGUUGUUGGCGAAGAAGCUGCAUCAUCAUCACGAGGAACAUGAGACGUGGAUCCCUCAUGUGGAGGAGCACUCGGUGCAUCACGCGGCGCCUGCUGGAUGGGACGCGGGGGCGGUGGCCAGCCCUGGCUGGGCCGGCGGUGGCGGCGGCGGCGCCUGGCAGAGAAGGACCGACGCGCAAAACCUCGCCUACUCCGCUCACAGAAAGUAAAGACCAAAAAGUUUGCAUGCAAGCGGCCAGAAUUAUUUAUUAAAACUAUUUAUGUGGAAUGUUUGAAUUUAGAAUGAAUGCGUGCUCUUUUGUUUUUGUUUUAAGUAAUUUCGCUUGUUUCUUUUCUGUCAUUUUAUGGCGCGGUGUUGUAAUCUGACUGAAAAGGAUUUGCUAGUGUAUUUGUGAUAGUAUUUUACUUACCUAUUUAUUUUAUGUUUAUUCGUUUAACAUCUUCAUUUUUAUCGUGUAAGUAUGUCUAUUGCUAUAAAUACUUGUAGCACUAAUACCAAAUAUCAGUUUUUUAUGUAAUAUUCUUAAUAUUAUUAUUUAAGUUAUAUUUAUUUAUAUGUAUAUGCGAUCUCCGGCAGUGAAUAUAUCUUAUGUAGGAAUAUAUUUUGUCUUUUAAGGAUUGUAUCGUGUAUCACGACUGUUUGUAUGUUUAUAUAUUUAUUGGCGUGAAUGAGUUUGUGUAUAUGAAAAUGUGUUCAUUUGAAGAAAUAAACGAUGUUAAAUUAUUGAA
Molecule: messenger RNA, 1366 nt
Organism: Plutella xylostella (diamondback moth)
Lineage: Eukaryota; Metazoa; Arthropoda; Insecta; Lepidoptera; Plutellidae
Cellular component (GO): membrane
Source: RefSeq, a predicted model, not a curated record